Molecule: messenger RNA, 1802 nt
Organism: Etheostoma spectabile (orangethroat darter)
Lineage: Eukaryota; Metazoa; Chordata; Actinopteri; Perciformes; Percidae
Gene: ak6
Product: adenylate kinase 6
Exons: 6
Coding region: 197-721 (174 amino acids)
Cellular component (GO): nucleus; cytoplasm
Molecular function (GO): ATP binding; ATP hydrolysis activity; AMP kinase activity
Source: RefSeq, a predicted model, not a curated record
GAUUGUCCAUUGACGUAAAACUGACGUGAAGCCUCUCCGUUUACUGCAGUGUUUGUAUAAAUCUGCGAAGGCUGGCGAGUGUGUGGCGACGUGAUAGCAAAAGUCUCGCUAGCUAGCUACCGCAAGUCUUCCAUUUUGUCCGAGUCCUCUUUUUCAGGUGGCCGUUGUCAAGACACGUGUUGGCCGCUAGCAAGCUAUGAAGAUGAGGAAGCGUCCGAACGUCCUGUUAACAGGUACCCCCGGUGUUGGAAAGACCACUUUGGGAAAGGAGCUGGCCCAGAGGACAGGGCUCACCUAUGUCAACAUAGGAGACCUGGCCCAGGAAGGACAACUUUAUGAUGGCUAUGAUGAAGAGUACCAGUGCCCAAUUUUGGAUGAGGACAGAGUGGUGGAUGAGCUGGAUGAAAAGAUGGUAGAAGGUGGUGCAAUCGUUGACUAUCACGGCUGUGACCUGUUCCCUGAACGCUGGUUCCACAUCGUCUUUGUCCUCCGCACAGACAACACCCAACUGUACACACGGCUAGAGAGCAGGGGCUACGCAGGGAAGAAGCUGCAGGACAACGUGCAGUGUGAGAUCUUCCAGACCAUCUACGAGGAGGCCAUGGAGGCCUACAGCGAGGAGAUCGUCCACCAGUUGCCCAGCAACACCCCCGAGGACCUGGAGCGCAACCUGGAGCAGAUAGUUCAGUGGAUCGAGCAGUGGAUGAAGGACCACAACUAGAAGCUGAGCCCAGCCUGCUGCUGGCAUCCACUGGCAGGACUGUCAAUUUAAAAAUGAAUUGAUUGUGGUUAUUUUCCAACCUGCAUUUAUUUUCCUAGAUUUUGCCAUAAAGAAGACUGGUGAUAUAUCCAAAGACUAAUCACUUUGUUCAGUGUCUUCUAUGACCUGCCUCUAGUUAAUGGUUGGGCUUUAAAAGGUAAAUGUCCUCUUAAAAACCGAAAGACACAAGGACUUGGUGACUCCAGUUGUCUGAAAACCCAUCACGUGAUUUGCAACCAGUGCAGACUGAUAUUUUAUAUAAAAUGAUGAAACUGCAUUGUCAACAUGUCUUAGUGAUAAUAACAACAGUUAGAGCUAGACCACAGGGCUUAUAAUAAUGAUGCACCUUAUUUACAGUAUUUGUCUAGAUGUUAGAGUACUUUACAGCAGAAACACAGAAGAGCAUACUGGACAAAGCAAACGUUGAAGUUUCUUUUUUUUAAUAAUUGCAGAUAUUUGGGCGCAUGCACCACCAACUCCCAUCAUUUGAAACGUGGGCCCAGCAUUGUUAACCUGUUUGUAGAAGGGCUGCAUGCGUGUCAAAAUGAACGGUGUAUACAGACCGAUGUACACAAUCUGCUCAAGUGGGAAUGAUCUGUUUUUGUUAUUGCAAUAAAUAGUUAAAUAAUCUGUUAAUUCAAAUAUUUCUCUAAAGGGCAGCUGUUUUUUUCUUUUAAACAGGGUCCUUAAAAAGUAACAUUUCUUCAUCUUAAUUUAAGGUCUUCAAGUCUUAAUUUCGCUCGGCUAUUGUCGCAAAUAAUUUUAAAACUAUCUUAAUUUUUCUACGUCAAUGUAAAGCUACCUCUAAUGCUCCCGCAGCGUGUUUUUGAUUUUCUAUAAAAUUGAAAUUAUAACCUAUAAUUUUUAAAAAAAUAUAAAUUAAGACAUUUGCACCAUAACUUCAUGCAGAAAAUAGGCAAAUUGCAGAAAAAUUCACCAAAAUGCAGGCUAUGAAGUGUUUGAUGCUCGAAAUUUCCAUAAGAAGUGGAGAUCUCAAAAAAUGAUGACAAAAAAAAGAAGUGGAGAUCUCAACCCCCCCCCC